AUGCGACGUUUAGGGUUCUUUCCAUCAUUGCUCUUAGCUUCACAAUAUACGCUGACAAUUGCGGAUACUCUUUCCAUCACCAACGUGCCUGCCUCACCAACAGGUAGCUCGGCGCCUACCAAACCAUUCGGCUCGAACAACAUUAACUCGGCCGUCGUCAUACCGGUCAUCGUCGUAUCAGUGAGCGUAUUCGUCGCUGUCCUCCUGAUCCUCUGUCUAAAAGUUCCUGUUCCUAAACGAUUUUUACAUCCUGCGCGGGAUGACGAUUCAACUCUAAGGCCGGCGGAAAUCUCGCACUUGCGAUUUUCCUGGCUUCAUCGAAGACGAAGGUCCAGACCGACGAUAUGGCCUCACUCGGUAUAUAAUGGGCAAGACUUCGAGUCGGGAAAGUGCGGAGAGCUGGAAAUGCGACGCUUGGAAGACAUGACAGGCUUUCCAGGACCAUUCAGAAAUGUACCAUUGUCACAAAGAGACGCGGAGAAAAUGUCGCAAGCGAGGAUGGAGGAGGAGGCAGAAGCUAAGAUUAGGGAGAUGCUGGAGAGAAUGGGUCCGGCGGAUAGAGCAAGGGCGAGUGAGCAGUUGAUAUAUGGACAGACGGACGAAUUGCGGGACAAAACUAUUGGAGCUCCAUUCUAA
Sclerotinia sclerotiorum 1980 UF-70 is the source of this 636-nucleotide messenger RNA. RefSeq lists its product as hypothetical. The transcript has a single exon. The record is from RefSeq and is a predicted model, not a curated record. Lineage: Eukaryota; Fungi; Ascomycota; Leotiomycetes; Helotiales; Sclerotiniaceae. Bases 1 to 636 code for a protein of 211 amino acids.